UUGUUCGGUACGAACGAAGCCAGAAACCCCACCGUGACGACCAUCUGCGUUGCCGACGACGAGGGAGAAACGUCAUUUGCAACACACCAAGAGCGCGCGGGCAGCGCGCCAAGUAAGUCCGUAUACAACCUCCGACCGAGAAGGACGAAGCACAGUUUUUAGAGUAGUAGCAGGAGGAAGAAGGGAAAGUGGGAGAAAUAAAAGUAGAAAACGAACUUCGUCCAGGCAGUUCACCCGACGAAUUGCUCUCGCGCGGAUGAACAAAGCCGGCGAGUAGUCCCAGUUCAAGCGUUCCCGAUCCAACCCGUUCCGAGCCGAGCUCGCGAGCAAAUGCGUUUGCGCGCGUGUGUGUUUCACCGAUCAAAAAAGUGACGCAACGAGAAGUGUCGUCGGCCAUCCGAGGUGACGAACUUUUCCAGACGAAGCGCUGCGUCCCAGCAGCACAAACCAAAUCCUCGACGUGGGCUUCCGGCUAGCGGGAAGCGGCCAUGGAUCAAACAAUGAAGAAGUUGACAUAUGCGUUACAGCAGCGACACCUGGCGGAACAGAAGGUGGUUUUUGUAGAGGAUCUUGUUCUGGGUUUGUACCAACCCACGCUACCACAGCUGACAACCCUGUACGACUUCUUGUGUGCAGCGUACCGAGAGCACAGCCAGCACCACCUUACGAUCCUCGGACUCAUCCCAGAAGAGGACCUCGCUCAGCAGGAGGCUGAAUUCGAGAGGAACGAUGCGAGUUUCUACAAUGUUGCCACUGCGGUGGCAGAAAUGCAGAUCGAAGCAGAGAGAAAGCCAACAUCAACCCUGAUCGCGCAACGCCAGCAGCACUUGCAAGCAAAAGUAUGGCUGAAACAGAUGCAUAAGGCCUGGGAGGCCAACCAAGUGGACGUUCCAAAGCCUGCACCGAGCCACAAACUCCUCCAGAACCAACAGACUGCUCCCACGAGGCCGAUCGUCAUCGAUUCUGCCAGCGGACUUGUCGGCGAAUCCCUGACAAUCCAGAGCUCGGACCAGCCGAGUGCAGCCGAUUCCCGAUCAGCGAGGGAUAUCAACGCGAACCCGAAUGCGAACGCCAGGUCCGACUUGCUCGAGGCAACCAGUUGCGAGUCUAAGGUCGUCACCGCCGAAUCGGAGUCAGGCCGAGUGCAGCCAGCAAUGGUGCGAUGUUCCGACGACGAAGCCGACCAGCGCCGUGUCCGCAGCGAUAGCGGCCUCCAAUGUGGGGUCCAAAUCCACAAGCACAGCCAACUCCAGAUUUGCCGCCUCCGGAUCGGAUCUAUCCCGAACUUUGCGACGCUGAUGACCGUCCCGGAGAACCAACCGCUUCUGCAGGCCGCGGCUAGGGCACCAGACAAGUGUGAAGUUCCCUUUUCAAGCCACGUAACUCCGGACAAGAUCGCAGUCCACGAAGUCGUUUGGCGUCGUCCCGACGACUGGAGUCUCACCGGAGCGAGCGAAUCAAAAAAGUCGAACCACAAGCCAACAAGGAAUCCGCCAAAACUAGCGCCCCUCGAUCAGUGCAAGACCGUAUUACCACCUCCCAAACCCCUCCAGGAGCAGCAGACGGCAACUGCGGAGCCGGUCGCCAUCGAAUCCACCUACAAGCUUGGCAGCGAUUCCCGGCCAAGCCAGAACGCGGACCAACCGAAUUCAGUCGCCUCCCGACUAAGUGAGAAAGUCACCACGAACCCGAGUACGGACACCAAGUCCGACUUCCCCGAUGAGAGUAGCAGUGAGCCGACGCAUCCAACCGGACACUUAAAAUACGUCACCACCGAAACUGAACCCGACAACGUGCUGCCAGCAGUGUUCCCGUCCAACCAAGUUCCCCCACACAACAGCGAACUCAAACCAGAAGCGACCGUGAAGACUGAGCCACUACAACCUAAAGUGGUUCAAAAUUCCGUUCACCACGGCGAGCCAGAACAACGGCGUGUCCACAGCGACAGCGGUCUCCAGAAGAUGAACCUACCAGAAUCUGAGCACAAGCCGAACUGCUUCCAUCAGAACGGCAGUUACAACAUGGACAAGGCACCAGACAAGCGUAGACUUCCCUUACCAAGCUGCGUAAAUCUGGACAAAAGUGUAGUCCACGUCGAAGAGGAGCGUCCUCCCGAUGACUUGGGUCUCGCCGAAGAACCCGAGUUGAAAUGUAGCCGAUCAACCCAAUCCCGAUCCCACUCCGAGCCUGCAUCGUCAGAAGUGCACGUGGUCAACCAGUCGAGAAAACGCCACAAGUCAGUAAGUAAUCUGUCCAACCUAACCUCGUACAAGAUCGCCAACGUAGACACGGGCCGUCGUGUGCCCAGCAUUCAGAUCACAAACUGCCAGAGGUGGUUCACCAUCUGGUUUCUGAUCGCUCAAGUGCAGAGUCAACCAGUCGCGUUGAAGUUCGUGAUCUACCCCCAAGGUAGCUUUGAUGAACCGCCCAGCCAAGAUGAACCGUUCCAAGUACGAGAUCAACUCAGACGUUUCCAGCGAACGGUCGAUCACCGGCGCAAGAGCUGGCAUUCGACAAUCCCACCGGACAAGUUGUCACGCGAUCCCGAGUCAGCUCAACCCAGCAAGCGCAGGAGCAACCUCCGAGAGUUUCACGCCGUUUUACCGGUCAUCGAAGACGUCGGCGAGCGACGAGAACCGGCGGACCAGUCCGCAGCCAUCCACCGGAAGCGUUGUGUGGGCCGAACCAAAGAGUUGAGGGACCUCAACGGGGGGAGUAUGUUCGGUACGAACGAAGCCAGAAACCCCACCGUGACGACCAUCUGCGUUGCCGACGACGAGGGAGAAACGUCAUUUGCAACACACCAAGAGCGCGCGGGCAGCGCGCCAAGUAAGUCCGCAUACAACCUCCGACCGAGAAGGACGAAGCACAGUUUUCAGAGUAGUAGCAGGAGGAAGAAGGGAAAGUGGGAGAAAUAAAAUUAGAAAA
This is a messenger RNA of Culex pipiens pallens (northern house mosquito), 2928 nucleotides long. RefSeq lists its product as uncharacterized. The record is from RefSeq and is a predicted model, not a curated record. NCBI's taxonomy places the organism in Eukaryota, Metazoa, Arthropoda, Insecta, Diptera, Culicidae. The transcript is spliced from 3 exons. The coding region runs from base 489 to 2918 and encodes 809 amino acids.